Molecule: messenger RNA, 1901 nt
Organism: Oncorhynchus keta (chum salmon)
Lineage: Eukaryota; Metazoa; Chordata; Actinopteri; Salmoniformes; Salmonidae
Product: nuclear distribution protein nudE homolog 1-like
Exons: 8
Coding region: 794-1858 (354 amino acids)
Biological process (GO): vesicle transport along microtubule; establishment of mitotic spindle orientation; chromosome segregation
Cellular component (GO): centrosome; kinetochore; kinesin complex
Molecular function (GO): microtubule binding
Source: RefSeq, a predicted model, not a curated record
CUCUUCCUUCCUUCCAUUUACUGACUCUCUCUCCUUCCUUCCAUUUACUGACUCUCUCUCCUUCCUUCCAUUUACUGACUCUCUCUCCUUCCUUCCAUUUACUGACUCUCUCCUUCCUUCCAUUUACUGACUCUCUCCUUCCUUCCAUUUACUGUCUCUCUCCUUCCUUCCAUUUACUGACUCUCUCUCCUUCCUUCCAUUUACUGUCUCUCUCCUUCCUUCCAUUUACUGACUCUCUCCUUCCUUCCAUUUACUGACUCUUUCCUUCCUUCCAUUUACUGACUCUCUCCUUCCUUCCAUUUACUGACUCUCUCUCCUUCCUUCCAUUUACUGACUCUCUCUCCUUCCUUCCAUUUACUGACUCUCUCUCCUUCCUUCCAUUUACUGACUCUCUCUCCUUCCUUCCAUUUACUGACUCUCUCUCCUUCCUUCCAUUUACUGACUCUCUCUCCUUCCUUCCAUUUACUGACUCUCUCUCCUUCCUUCCAUUUACUGACUCUCUCUCCUUCCUUCCAUUUACUGACUCUCUCUCCUUCCUUCCAUUUACUGACUCUCUCUCCUUCCUUCCAUUUACUGACUCUCUCCUUCCUUCCAUUUACUGACUCUCUCUCCUUCCUUCCAUUUACUGACUCUCUCUCCUUCCUUCCAUUUACUGACUCUCUCUCCUUCCUUCCAUUUACUGACUCUCUCUCCUUCCUUCCAUUUACUGACUCUCUCGCCUUCCUUCCAUUUACUGACUCAGUGAGAGAACUGUAAGAGAGGGAGAGAAGAGUGACCAGUGGUGUGGGCAGAGAUGGGAGAACCAGAGUCCCUUAAGUUUGUCUCUCUGGAGGAGGAGGUGGACUACUGGAAGGAACAGACGGCCAAGCACCAACAGAGGGCUGAGGAGGUGCAGGAGGAGCUGCAGGAGUUCCAGCAGAUGAGUCGUGACUACGAGGUGGAACUGGAGACUGAACUCAAGCAGUGUGAAACACACAACCGAGAACUCGUCACACAGAACAACAGGCUACACACGGAACUGGAGAACUACAAGGAGAAGUAUGAAAGCCAGCACUCGGAGGCGUACCGUCAGAUCUCUACUCUGGAAGAAGACCUGGCUGAGACCACGGCCAUCAGAGACCAGCUCCAUAAAUACAUCAGAGAGCUGGAGCAGGCUAAUGAUGACCUGGAGAGAUCCAAGAGGGCGACCAUCAUGUCUCUGGAGGACUUUGAACAGAGGAUGAACCACGUGAUAGAGAGGAAUGCCUUCCUGGAGAGCGAGCUGGAUGAGAAGGAGAACCUACUGGAGUCCGUUCAGAGACUGAAGGAUGAAGCCAGAGAUCUAAGACAGGAGUUGGCUGUCCAACAGAAGCAGGAAAGACGACCGUCCUUCGCUGUCACCAAAGACUCUUCCUCCGACAAGACUGAGGACAAAACAUCCCUCUAUACCUCCCAUUCAUCAACACGACCGCCCUCAUCCCUCCAUACCGCUCCUCCUCCUGCUCUCCCUCCAUCCCUCCUCUCCACGCCCUCCAGACCCCCCCACCCCUCAGCAAGCCCCUUCACCACCCCCCCACCCUCUUACAGCAGAGGCGAUGGCCUAUCGGGUGCUUCUCUCACCACGUCAACACGUAUCUCAGCUCUCAACAUCGUAGGAGAACUGCUGAGGAAAGUCGGGAACCUGGAGUCUAAACUAGCGUCCUGUAGGGAGUUUGUCUAUGAACAGUCUCCUGGUCGCAGUACCCUCUCUGGGGGACAGGGGGCGCCACCCAUCCAGAGAGGCACUUCUUCUGACACACCGUCCACCACCAACGGACUCUACGAGAAAGGAAUGGUGAAGAUGUUAGACUUCGGACCAGGACCCAAAAUUAUUCUGUGAACCCCUCCGCCCUAGCCCCACACCUCAUCAACCCCUCCCGCCC